GGUAAAGUAAAAAUUUUUAAUGAUAAUUAUUAACAUGGAUGUGGAUUCUAAAUUACCUUACAUUUUAUUCCAGAAAUUAUAUAAACAAAAAUGUCAACGAAUAUACAACCUCAAGUUGACGUAAUACCAACAAUACCUAACAUGGUUAUCAUAAAUACUAUAAAUCAUCUUGUUGAUAGAAUCAAAAUUCUAUCAGAGCAAGUACAUACAUGCAUGAAAAUUAGUGAUCAAUUCAUAAACCAUUCAUUUAAAUCAAUAAAUAUAAAUGGUACCCAUGCAAAAUAUGUCCAUAAUCGAAGCGUUCUGUAUAUUAUCAAAAAACUUUUACGCCUGAAACAAUCAAACCAAAAUGUAAUCAAAUCAUUGCAUCGUUAUCAAUGCUAUAUGGAAAAAUUAAUUUUUGAUAUACAACAAGAAACUGCAAGAAGUAAUCAAACGGAAAUUACAAGAAUUAAAUCAAGAAGGUCCAAAAAUGUUGAUACUGUUCAACAAGUUGUAGUAGCCGAGUAUCAACUGUUAGAAAGUCUUAAAUGUUCUCUGGAAUCGAAAUUGCAUCUACUAUUUGAUACAGUUGAAAAUGUAAAGUGUGUUCAAUGUAAACUUGAUCAAUGGAUAACUGAGCAUGAGCAAAAUAUAGAACAUUCCAAGAAAUGUGACGAAAUUCUUGCAGAAUUAACAACAAUAGAUGGUCAAGUUGAAGUACUAAAUGAAAGUUAUUCAACAUCGCUGAAUUUAGAAAACAUUUCAAAAAUUAUAGAUUCCACUUUAUCUCAUGUUAAUACAUUGCAAUUAGAUUUAACCAUUAUGUUUGAAAAAAUUCAACAGGUUAUAAAUGGUACAAGAAAUUCAGUUUUUUAUGCUUUAACUGAAGAAUGUACAUUUCUUACGAAACAACUGCACCGACUAUUUCUUUCAAGUUUAAAACACAAGAUGGCUAAUAAUAGAAAUUUAAAAAUGAUGAAUCAGAUCAUGAGUAAAACACCAAACAAGUCAAAUAAGAAAUUAUUGCAAAAAUUAUUACAAAAUAACGAAGAAAUUCAGACUGUUAGAAGUGAACUAACUAUACAAUAUAAUCGAAUUAAUCAAUAUUUGCAAGCUGAUCUCAACACAAUGAGAACUCGACACAGAUAUCAAGGUCAACAGUUACUUCAUUUAAAUAAUUUACCACUGAAACCAAUAAUUACUAAAAUUAAUCUUGAACCACAUAGGCUAUGAAGCAUGUGUGAUGCCACAAUGUCAACUACGAACUUGACCAAUAAACGAAUGAUCCAUUUAAAUCACAACAUAAAAAGAAAACUAUAGAUAUUUUUUCUUGCUUCUGUAAGCUAUAUCAGCGAUAAUGUGUUGAAAUACAAAGAAAUGCUUUGAAAAAUC
Messenger RNA from Schistosoma bovis, 1374 nucleotides. NCBI's taxonomy places the organism in Eukaryota, Metazoa, Platyhelminthes, Trematoda, Strigeidida, Schistosomatidae. The record is from the annotation of a GenBank genome assembly.